This is a messenger RNA of Didymella exigua CBS 183.55, 453 nucleotides long. RefSeq lists its product as uncharacterized. The transcript has a single exon. Bases 34 to 273 code for a protein of 79 amino acids. The record is from RefSeq and is a predicted model, not a curated record. Lineage: Eukaryota; Fungi; Ascomycota; Dothideomycetes; Pleosporales; Didymellaceae.
GUGGUUUUCCCAUCGCCAACAUCGCAGCAGGUAAUGCACACUUUCGUAUUCACGGCUGGAUGGAUGCUUUCUUCAAUUCCUACCGGGCGCCAGUUUGACAGGUGUGUUGUGCUUUUUGCCAUGGCCGCACAUGCAAUGAGCAGUUGCACGCUCGGUACAUCUCGGACUGACAGCUCCCAGCUUGACGACCCUCAAAGUUCGAGCACCUUGCUUCAGCAACGUAGGUCACAUCCCUCUCCAACACUAAUUUAUUCGCGGAAUCCAAGCAUAUAACUCGUUCGCUCGAUACGCAUGGCAAUCUUGCAUUAUAAUUGCAAAUAUGGACGCUAAAUUCACGCUGCAAAUGCUAUCCCGAACAAGCUCCACGUCCACCAUAUGUGCAUGUACCUGGACGCCGGUACACCUGACUCCCACGCAAUGCUGUGCUGCGGCUUUCUCCUGCUCAGUCCUGCC